UUCUCGUCUGACAUUGAGUGUGUGUGCGUGUGAAGUGUGUGCGCGUGUGUCGCCUGACCGGAUAAUGACAAAAGUUUUCAAUGUGGCUUCAGUACAUCGUCAUUAAGCCUGCCCGUUAUUUUAUUGCAUCCAAGACGUGUCAAGGUUUAUUAUCACCUCCUUUUACUAGAGGGGAAAAAUCCUACAUAUUUGCCUGACCGCGCAGUGACAUCUGGAACUUUUGAUAAGCGACCCAUCGGCCUUCUUUUUGACAGUGGAGACAAGCACUUGGAGCCCGCUGAGCGGAUCGGGGUGCCGCCAUGGGAAACCGGGGGAUGGAAGACCUUAUUCCCCUCAUCAACAAGCUUCAGGACGCUUUCAGCUCCAUCGGCCAGAGUUGCAACUUGGAACUGCCCCAAAUAGCGGUCGUCGGCGGCCAGAGCGCGGGGAAGAGCUCCGUUCUGGAGAAUUUCGUUGGCAGAGAUUUCUUGCCCAGAGGGUCUGGUAUCGUCACCCGUCGUCCACUCAUCCUGCAACUCGUUAACAACAAAGCAGAGUAUGCAGAGUUCCUUCAUUGUAAGGGCCGUAAAUUUGUGGACUUUGACGAAGUCCGUCAGGAGAUUGAAGCAGAAACUGACCGGCUCACCGGAUCCAACAAGGGCAUUUCACCCAUCCCAAUCAACCUUCGAGUCUACUCCCCCCAUGUGUUAAACCUGACCCUGAUUGACCUGCCAGGAAUGACAAAAGUGGCUGUUGGAGACCAGCCUGUAGACAUUGAACACCAGAUUAGAGACAUGCUGCUUCAGUUCAUCACCAAGGAGAGCUGCCUCAUUCUGGCCGUCACUCCCGCAAAUACUGACCUGGCCAACUCAGAUGCCCUCAAGAUUGCCAAGGAGGUCGAUCCUCAGGGUUUGCGGACGAUUGGCGUGAUUACCAAGCUGGACUUGAUGGAUGAGGGGACUGAUGCUCGAGACAUUCUGGAAAACAAACUGCUUCCUCUUCGCAGGGGUUACAUUGGGGUGGUGAAUCGCAGUCAGAAGGACAUUGAUGGGAAGAAAGACAUCCGUGCUGCUUUGGCUGCUGAGCGCAAGUUCUUUUUGUCCCAUCCUGCAUACAGACAUUUUGCAGAGCGCAUGGGCACGCCACACCUGCAGAAGUCAUUGAAUCAGCAACUUACCAACCACAUCCGUGACACCCUGCCAGGGUUGCGCAGCAAGCUGCAAAGCCAGCUGCUCUCCCUUGAGAAAGAGGUUGAGGAAUACAAAAACUUUCGUCCUGAUGAUCCUACACGCAAAACCAAGGCGUUGCUUCAGAUGGUGCAGCAGUUUGGUGUGGACUUUGAGAAGUGCAUCGAAGGCUCGGGGGAUCAGGUGGAUACCUCCAACUUAUCUGGAGGAGCAAAGAUCAACCGCAUUUUUCACGAGCGUUUUCCUUUUGAGCUGGUGAAGAUGGAGUUUGAUGAGAAGGAGCUGAGGAAAGAGAUCAGUUACGCAAUCAAAAACAUCCAUGGCGUCAGGACAGGCCUGUUCACCCCAGACUUGGCGUUUGAGGCCAUAGUGAAAAAGCAGGUCAUUAAGCUGAAAGAACCGUGUCUGAAAUGCAUCGACAUGGUCAUCCAGGAGCUCAUCAACACAGUCAGGCAGUGCACUAAUAAGCUUGGAUCCUAUCCUCGCCUUAGAGAAGAGACUGAACGAAUUGUCACCACUUACAUCAGAGAGAGGGACAGCAAGACUAAAGACCAGGUGCUCCUGUUAAUUGACAUUGAACUCUCCUACAUCAACACGAAUCAUGAGGACUUCAUCGGGUUUGCCAAUGCGCAACAGAGGACGGCUGCGAAUGCCACCAAGAAAAGAGUCAUGCCGAACCAGGGAGAGAUUCUUGUUAUCCGUCGAGGCUGGUUGACAAUCAACAUUAGCAUCAUGAAGGGAGGCUCUAAGGACUACUGGUUCGUCCUCACUGCAGAGUCCCUUUCCUGGUACAAAGAUGAAGAAGAAAAGGAGAAGAAGUACAUGUUGCCACUUGACAACUUGAAGCUAAGAGAUGUGGAGAAGGGUUUCAUGUCCAGCAAACACGUCUUUGCCAUAUUCAACACUGAGCAGAGAAACGUGUACAAAGACCUGCGGCAGAUUGAGCUGGCGUGUGACACUCAGGAGGACGUUGACAGCUGGAAAGCCUCGUUCCUCCGAGCUGGUGUUUACCCUGAGAAAGACCAGACUGAAAAUGAAGAUGCGAUGAUUCCGAGCGACACCGUGUCUAUGGACCCGCAGUUGGAGCGGCAGGUGGAGACCAUUCGCAACCUGGUGGACUCGUAUAUCAGCAUUGUCAACAAGUCCAUCAGAGACCUCAUGCCCAAGACCAUUAUGCACCUCAUGAUUAACAAUGCAAAGGACUUCAUCCACUCUGAGCUGCUGGCUUACCUGUACUCAGCUGGGGACCAAAGCAGCCUAAUGGAAGAGUCUGCUGAGCAGGCUCAGAGGAGAGAUGAGCUGCUCAGGAUGUACCAUGCUCUGAAGGAAUCUCUGGUCAUUAUUGGUGACAUCAGUACCACCACUGUUUCAACCCCUGUGCCUCCACCGGUAGAUGACACCUGGAUCAAAGAGUCUUGUCCUCCUGCAGGAAUUCGCCCUGCUUCUGCAACAGCGCCCCCCCCAAACCGACCCCCGGCAGUCAGGGGACCCACACCUGGUCCUGCCCCACCGUUGAAUCCCUCACCGGCAUUCGGGGCUCCACCUGUCCCCACUCGACCUGGCCCACCGCCUGCCCAGCCCGGUUUUGAUCCAAACGUUCCGCUGAUUCCCUCCAGACCGGCACGUGUGCCUCCUGCGCUGCCGCCGGGCAUCCCAAGCAGAAGACCCCCGGCUGCUCCCAACAGACCCACCAUCAUACGUCCUUCAGAACCCUCCCUGCUUGAUUAGAAGCACACAUUCAACAUGCAUUUAGUUUACACUUUUAAAUUUCCAGUUAAGUACUUUUUACUUGCAGUUUGGAGGCAUACUGUUAUGACAUUUUGACAACGUGCACAAUGACUUUUGACAUGAUGCAAAGGGAGCAUUUUUAUGAGGCUUCUGGUUUAAGAUCAUUUUAUCUAUAUUGUUUAAUGUUAAAUUGUUUUUUUAUGGUUGAAAUUUUAUUUCCAAGGUAAUCACCAAGAAAGAGAUUUGUACAUGCUAAUGUUGCGUCUAAAAUCUUACCCACUUAGCAACUCAUGAUGUAAGCAGCACUUUUUGAUGAGUCGUUUCUCUGCACGUGUGGCAGAUCUACUAUUCGUAUAUUUUAAUGAACCAUUACAGUCAUUGUCCCUUAAUAUUUUUUGCUAAAUUACUUACAUAACCUAACUCAACAUCGUAAGACAUGAGUUCGUUAGGUUUUAUUAAAUCCUUUCUCUCCUCGUGCUCAACCUAUGUUGAAUUUUAAUCCUGCCUUGAAUUUUUGUGUAUCAUGAUUAUCACAUCCAAAGCCAUAAAUAUCAUUAUGAGUAAAA
Hippocampus zosterae (dwarf seahorse) is the source of this 3460-nucleotide messenger RNA. Its product is annotated as dynamin-2-like. Gene Ontology annotation, cellular component: cytoplasm; microtubule; membrane. Lineage: Eukaryota; Metazoa; Chordata; Actinopteri; Syngnathiformes; Syngnathidae. The coding region runs from base 300 to 2894 and encodes 864 amino acids. The record is from RefSeq and is a predicted model, not a curated record. Gene Ontology annotation, molecular function: microtubule binding; GTPase activity; GTP binding. The transcript has 21 exons.